Molecule: messenger RNA, 246 nt
Organism: Puccinia triticina
Lineage: Eukaryota; Fungi; Basidiomycota; Pucciniomycetes; Pucciniales; Pucciniaceae
Exons: 2
Coding region: 1-246 (81 amino acids)
Source: RefSeq, a predicted model, not a curated record
AUGACCGGCCGGCUCGGCUGGCGGUUCUCUGGCUGUCCCCUGCUGUCCCGCGAGGCUGACGUAAUCGCGGCAAAGAAUUCAGUACCAAAAGAAAAGAUCGGCGUAGAUCCGCAAGCAGCAGCCAUGAGGCGGGCAGAGCUCGGUCUCGGGUUGAUCCUCAAGCCACGCUCGUUCGUCAUCAGUUCUCCAACACAUGCCCUCCUCCCAAGGCCAUUCGACAAGCUCCUUCAAAACAACUCGUCGUAG